This is a messenger RNA of Pieris macdunnoughi, 390 nucleotides long. The record is from the annotation of a GenBank genome assembly. NCBI's taxonomy places the organism in Eukaryota, Metazoa, Arthropoda, Insecta, Lepidoptera, Pieridae.
AUGGAGGAGUGUGAAGCGCUUUGCUCCAGAUUAACUGUUAUGGUCAAUGGACGGUUGUUCUGUUUGGGACCGCUACAACAUCUUAAGAACAAAUUCUCACAAGGUUAUACUCUAAUUGUGAAAUGUAGAGAGACGUCACAAAGAGUUGCAGACGUAGCAAGGAUAAGAGAGUUUGUCAUAGCCAAUUUUCAGGAUGCUAGACACAUCGAAACCUACCUCGGCAUUAGUACGUAUUACAUUCGCGAUCAAGAGCUGCUUUGGUGGCAGCUUUUCGACAAAAUGGAGGAGGCCAAAUCCCUCUACCCCAUCGAGGACUACUCCGUAUCACAGACCACGCUCGAACAAGUGUUCUUACAGUUUACGCGUAUGCGAGAAAACUCACGUACGUAA